UUUCGGGGAGAGACACCACGAGCGAACGGCCCAAAAAGGGCUCGGACCACGCGCGCGGCGCGCGCCCCCUGCAGGCAAAGGGGGGCGGGGGGCGCGCGGACGCCCUGGACUCCUGAGCGGGGGCCGGGCUGGAGGCGGUCGUCCUUCCGAGUCGACACGCGGUCCAUGCACGGGCCCCCCGCCAGGCCGCCCGCGCGACGCGCCGCGAGGCGGAAAGCUGGGGGCGAGGUGAGGAGGGCACCGUCGGCCCAGCGAAGGCGCACCCCCUCUCGCGAGAGCCCGUGGGCGCCGCGGGCUUGGCCCGCGCGCGAGCGCCCGGAAGGGCUGGCCGGAGCCAACCGCGUCCUCGGGCGCUCCAAGGUGGUCCUCGGCGGUCCUCCAACGGUAUGCUGCACGACAGCUUGACUGCUGCGUGCAACGAGGGGGGCCCAUGACGGAUCGCCUACAAUAGCAUGUGGGGAUCCACAAGAGGGGCCGGGAGGUGGGCAGGUGCGACUGCCAGCGGGCGGACGGGCCGAGACGGCGGCUCCGCCACGCCAGGCGUCGACCCUCGCGGCGGGCGCUGAGAAAUGGCCGUCCAGCAUUUGCCUCCCCGACCCUCCCCCCAGGCGCCAGAAGCACCAAGACGCCAGCCCGCUGCGAUCGAUGACCUUCGGGGAACUUGUUGGCCGACAUGAAGAAUGGGGAGCAGGCCGCCCCCCCUUCAGUGGAGCUCCAUGUUCCUCCUCCUCCUCCGUGACAACGUCCCACUGAAGGUCAACCAUCGCCUUGAAGCCGCGAAGACAGGGCAGGGUCGUCAGCGCGACGCACCGGGCAUACUUUGUCCCGUCUGGCACCACGCAUGGCCAGGAAGAGAUCCUACUGUCUCUGCGUUGAACCCC
Prorocentrum cordatum is the source of this 881-nucleotide messenger RNA. Lineage: Eukaryota; Dinophyceae; Prorocentrales; Prorocentraceae. The record is from the annotation of a GenBank genome assembly.